AUGGCCACGCUCUAUUGCCAGAAAUGCCGCACUCCACUGAAGCUGGACUCAUCGCUGGAGGACCUCAAUCCUGCUUCUUUCAAGAUCCUCGCCGAUGCCGCUCCUGUGCUCGAGCCACGGCCGCCAGUGGCUCAAAAGUCUGCUGCUACAGCACAGCGUCGUCAGCAAUACGAUGUUGCGUCCAGGAGUGAGGGAACGCCUCUUCAAAGUAGGGGAAUCUCCGAUAGCCAUCGUCUCAAGCCCAAGAUGAACCCGGACAUGUCGUACAUCGACGUCACAGAAUCCAUCCUGGCAUCUGACCCGCGCGAUAACCCGGCUCCGACUCCAACAAAGCAGAAGACUGCUUCCAAAAGAUCGAAUUCGCUCAAGACCACCGAUUCAGGUGAAUCGGCUUCGGAGCAGCUGGCCAUGGCCGCUCGUUUGUUUGAAAUCCUCUCAUCGAGGUCCGACAUAGACCAUCCCAUAUGCUCCGAGUGCACCGAUCUUCUCCUCGAUGGACUGCAGAAACGCCAGGCAAGCGUGCUUAGAGAGCGAGAUGCCUACAUCGACUUCCUCAAGAAGGUGCAGGGGGAUAUGCCGACGGAUGAGGAGAAGGCUCAGACCAAGCGUGAUCUUGAGGAUGCCCAAAGGCGUGAGAGAGAGGCUUUGGAGGAACUCGAGGCGCUGGAAGCCGAGAAGGCGAAGAUGGAAGACGAGAUCGCAGCUCUUGAUGUCGAGGCCGAAGAGCUUGAUCAAGAAGAAGAGCAAUUUUGGCAGCAACGCAAUGCUUUCACCGUCGAGUUGGCUGCGUUCCAGGAAGAACGUGAUAGCCUGCAAGCGCAGCUCGCUCAUGACACCAAAGUCUUGGAGGCCUUACAGCGCACGAACGUAUACAAUGAUACUUUCGUCAUAGGGCACGAUGGCUUCUUCGGUACAAUCAACGGUCUACGACUUGGCAGGUUGCCCGAUCGCCCGGUUGAAUGGGCCGAGAUCAACGCAGCUUGGGGUCAAGUGGUCUUACUGCUGUCUGUAGUGGCCGAGAAACUUGGCUGCAGCUUCAAAGAGUACAAACUGGUGCCGAUCGGAUCGACGUCGAAGAUCGUCAAGUACGAUCUCAAGCAGCAAUCAGCCGGCGAUGCGAGGGCAAAGGGCAGCAUCCUCGAACUCUACAGCAGCGGCAAUCUCUCAUUGGGACUGGGCGGACUGUUCCAUGGCAAAUUUGACGAAGCCAUGAUUGCCUUUCUGGACUGCCUUCGCAUGGUCGGCGAAAACGUGGAGCGCACGACGUCUGCGACGACUGGAACCACACGCAUGAAGUUGCCGUACCGGAUCGUCAAGGAUAAAAUCGGAGACGUCAGCAUUCGCCUGGGCAACUUUGGCCAGGAUGAGCAGUGGACAAAGGCCUGCAAAUUUACGCUGACGUGCUGCAAAUUUCUGCUGGCACAUGCAAGUCAUAUAGAUGAUGCCAGACCGCGUUGA
Messenger RNA from Neohortaea acidophila, 1458 nucleotides. Its product is annotated as autophagy protein Apg6-domain-containing protein. NCBI's taxonomy places the organism in Eukaryota, Fungi, Ascomycota, Dothideomycetes, Mycosphaerellales, Teratosphaeriaceae. The record is from RefSeq and is a predicted model, not a curated record. Bases 1 to 1458 code for a protein of 485 amino acids. The transcript has a single exon. Gene Ontology annotation, cellular component: phagophore assembly site; phosphatidylinositol 3-kinase complex, class III, type II; phosphatidylinositol 3-kinase complex, class III, type I. Gene Ontology annotation, biological process: cellular response to nitrogen starvation; autophagosome assembly; late endosome to vacuole transport.